UGUCUGCUGAUCACUGGCCACCGGAGGAGCAGCUGCUGGGGGCUGUCACUUUGUGUCCCAAGUUGUUGGUUUUUAGCAGGAUCCCAGGUGGAACCAACAGGCAUUUGUGUCCGGGGACAAGAGCCGGAGACUUGGGGCAGAUCAUUCAGCUGCUGCCGGGAUCAGGGGCUACUGCCUUUCUUUAUUGGGAUUUACAGAGAUAUAACGGACUGGCUGGAAUCAAUUACCCCAGGAACCCAGCUUAUUAUAGGGGGAACCGCAGGAUCCCAUUGUUAUCUUACUCGGACCCACCUAUCAGACUCUUCCAUAAAUCCCCCCCACGUCCUGCCAACUAAGGGAGAAGAGGGGCUAUCAGGGCAACGCAAUGGGGUUCCCUAAUGGUGUCACCGAUGAACCACAAAAGAGUUUACUGUCGAAAGCUCGGGGAAUCGGUUCCAGCGCCUUGAGGUUCCGAGGCGGGUCGCUGUUCCGGGAAGCAGAGAAGGUUCCAAAGCCAGAGUUUGUGUACAGCACCCCUCAGGUCAACAUCAACCCCUUCACCCCCGAUUCCUUGGAAAUCCAGUCGUCCACCGGGCUUUGUCGCAGGAGAAAAAGGGCACUACUAAAUGACUCUUGUGGGGAAGACAUGGAAGGCAGCGACUGCGAGCUGGAAGACGAUGACAUUCGCCCGGCAAAGCGGAUCCCAAUAACGGAAAGCAACAUGAAGUCUCGCUAUGCGACCGAGUUCCACGAAUUGGAGAAAAUCGGUUCCGGCGAGUUCGGCUCCGUGUUCAAAUGCGUGAAGAGGCUCGACGGUUGCAUCUAUGCCAUAAAGCGCUCCAAGAAGCCCCUGGCCGGCUCUGUUGAUGAACAGAAUGCAUUGAGGGAGGUGUAUGCGCACGCCGUGCUUGGGCAGCACCCCCACGUAGUCCGAUACUACUCUGCCUGGGCGGAAGACGACCAUAUGCUUAUUCAGAAUGAGCAUUGUAAUGGCGGGAGUCUAGCCGACGCUAUCAGUGAGAAUUACAGGACGAUGCAGUUUUUCUCUGAGCCGGAACUCAAGGAUCUACUUUUGCAAGUAGCUCGGGGCCUGAAAUAUAUUCACUCCAUGUCAUUGGUGCAUAUGGACAUAAAGCCCAGUAACAUAUUCAUAUCGCGGACGACCGUCCCAAACACAGCGGUUGAAGAAGGGGAUGAUGAGGACUGCGGCUCCAGAAAAGUUAUAUAUAAAAUAGGGGAUCUUGGUCACGUGACCAGAGUCUCCAGUCCCCAAGUGGAAGAAGGCGACAGUCGAUUUCUUGCCAAUGAAGUCUUACAAGAGGAUUACACGCACUUGCCCAAAGCAGAUAUAUUUGCCCUGGCGCUGACAGUGUGGUGCGCAGCUGGAGCGGAGCCCCUUCCGACCAAUGGAGAGCAGUGGCACGAGAUCCGGCAGGGCAAGCUCCCGCGGGUGCCCCAGUCGCUCUCACUAGAGUUUAUGGACUUGAUCAAGCUUAUGAUUUCUCCCGAUCCGGAGAAAAGGCCUUCGUCCGUGGCCCUGGUGAAGCAUUCCGUUCUCCUGUCCACGUCCCGGAAAAGCGCCGAGCAGCUGCGGAUAGAACUCAAUGCGGAGAAAUUUAAAAACGCACUUUUGCAGAAGGAACUAAAGAAAGCACAAAUAGCAAAAGCAGCAGCGGAGGAAAGAGCCCUCUUCCCCGACCGAGUAGUGACGCGAUCGACGGCUCAGAACAACCGGACGACCCGCCUCAUCGGGAAGAAGAUGAACCGAUCCGUCAGCCUUACUAUAUACUGACAUAUAGUACAGCCUCGUUGCAUUCACAUCUCGUUCCGUGUGGAUCAUUCCGAGCGGCUUUUGUAGUUUAGUUUAACGGACGCUGCGUUUAGCUGUAGGCGUUAAAGCUCCCCCCCGUUUGGAUACGUUUUUUUUGCUACUGCCCCGAAUUAGGGUUCAGUUGAUCCGAGGAUCCAGAAAGAAUUGCAGGGGAUCAAUAACCCCUUGCAUUGGUUACGGAUAUUGAUCGGGACGGAGCUGUUGAACUUCUUUAGGCUUUUAAUGUCCAAUUAGGACCGGCAAUGUUAGCCUCUAUGGUGGUAAAUUCUUAGUCUAAUCAAGACAGAUUAAAUAGUUGGUAGAAGGAUGGGGGGGCUGGGUUUUUUUUUUUAUUUUUCUCCCCCCCCUUAUUUCCAUACACUGGUAUAACCCAAUGGUGGAUUCUAACACCAUGGCCCUGCUUUAGACCCGCCCCACAUCUACAUUACUGUAAUAGUUUACAGCUAAGUUGAAAGUUUAGAUUUUACUUUUUUUUUUUUUUUCCUGUAUAUGUGUAAAAUAGACACGUGCCACGUAGAAUGAAUGGGAAAUUCAUUGGUUGGAGAAGCUACGUGGCACCGACGAGUCGGAAAUUGUACCCGGGUACAUUUUAUUGUGAAUUUUAUUCAACUUUGAGCACUUUGUUAGCAUCAGGCGCCGUAUGGGCGCCACGUGAAAUAUGCUGCUAUUAGUUUUUUUUUUUCGUUUCCCCCCCUCCCUUUUUAUUUGCUGUAAAUGUGUAGCAUUAAACAAUCAUUGUUGUACUUUGCCCCCCCCCCAGCAUCUCGCACAGAAGGGCCUGUAGCUUGCGAUUAUAUCCGGCAACAGGCGAGGAUUCUCCUUCUGAACUCCCAUGAUUCAGCGGGAAAAUACGCACAUUCUGGCCCCGCCCCCUUUUGUACAGAUCAUUCCGUGUCCCGUGUGUCAUUUUUAUUUGUACGUAGGAAUACAAAAUGUGACUUUCAUGCCAAAAUCGGUCUCCCGUUUUUGCACGCCAAAUACGCUGUAAAGAGCGUGCAGAAUAGGAACUUUGUGCCAUAAUUGCACUAAAGACACCCCCCGUCCCCUUUGUGCCCAUUAUGUUGAUAACAGCCCCUCGCCCAUAGGCUCUCGUUGUCUGACCGACAUGAGAUCAAUAGAAGCUUAUUGGCUAGCCGUGGGGGCGGGCCUGUGUCGGUAAACUUUUUUUCUCAGUAAAACAACACCCCCCCCCCCAUUGUCAGUUUAAUAUAUUAACAUGGAAUUAAUGUUCGAGCAACUGGAGUUCCGCUACCAGGACAGAAUUUGUUGAUCCGUUUCCGGGUUCUGUACACAAUGAUGUUUGUUUGGAUUAUUCUGUAUGAAAAAGAUUUGCGCCUCUUUGUAAAUUCAGUUGUGAGUUUGUGAUGGUUGGUUUGUCCCAAACCUUGUAAAUAAAUUUCAUGUGCCUUCCUCUUUCUUAA
Molecule: messenger RNA, 3231 nt
Organism: Xenopus tropicalis (tropical clawed frog)
Lineage: Eukaryota; Metazoa; Chordata; Amphibia; Anura; Pipidae
Gene: wee1
Product: WEE1 G2 checkpoint kinase
Exons: 11
Coding region: 365-1771 (468 amino acids)
Biological process (GO): negative regulation of cell cycle; mitotic cell cycle
Cellular component (GO): nucleus
Molecular function (GO): protein tyrosine kinase activity; protein serine/threonine kinase activity; protein kinase activity
Source: RefSeq, a predicted model, not a curated record